AUAAAUAAAUAAAUAUUAAAAAAAAAAAAAGACCUUUAGGUACCAGUGGGUUAGCCCAAUAAAGAUGUUUACCAUAACAUUGGAAAUUAGAGCCUAGAGCUAAAAAAAAAUAAUAAGUCAGGCCUUGAGAUACUGAUUUUUGAUCAGUAGAGAAAUAAUAUUGAAAACACUAGUGUUGGAUGGGUAAUAACAUUCUUGAGAGAGUCAAGAAUGAAGAGAGAAGAUGGUUAAGGAUCACACUUUGGGAGGACAGCCACCUUUAAGGGUUGUGGAGAAAUGGGUGAAAUCAACUGAAAAGAAACAAAUAGGAAAAAAAACAAAGCCAGGCAGUUAAUUCUCAUGAAAAUCAAACGAAGGGAAGGAUUUCGUUAAGGGGUGGCCAAUAAUGUCAUUCGUUUGGAGGACUAAGAGGAGUUGGCUGGGUUUGGCAAUUAAAAGCUCAGUGUUGACCUCUGAGGAAUUUUUUGGUAGGUAGCACGCAGAAGCUGUAUUGUGAGAGGGGAAGAAAUUAGUUAAUCCGAAUAUUCCUUUUGGAAUCACUCAAGAUAGAAUUUAACUUAGAGUUGCAAUAGAUCUUAGUUAAGAACUCCGUUGUUAAUUUUUUCAUAAACAUGCUAAAUGGGAAUUAUGUAUUAGCUCUUAGAAAGUUUCAUAAGAAUUGAAAAAGAUUUUUCCAGAGUAUUCAAGAUUCUACAAAUUCUUUAAUGAUAAUAAAGAACCCAAACCCUUGAAAUCAGCUGUCAUAAAUGUUAUCUGAAAUACAGAGAUCGUUAACUAUUUAAACUCAUUUUGCAGGGUGUCAUGUACAUAUGGGCACUUAAUAAAUGCUAUUUGGAAAGAGUUGUUUCUCUAAUAUCCAUUAGAAAGAACCAGCUACAAUAAUCAAUUGACGGGCUUCUAGGAGUGGCUUCUAAGAGUCCGAAGCUGUGUGUCACCCAGUGUAAACUAUAGAGUAUAGAGACAGCAAGCUCAAGGAAGAAUCGGGCCCGGGAAUAACUUAAGUAAAAUGCAGAAAACCUAAACCAAACCAUCCGCCUUCAAAACGGUACAUACUGAGUCCUUACUCACUGUAGGGUUUUUGUGGUCCUUAAAUGCAUACGGCAAGAUAAUUUAUGAUGAAAUAACUGUUAGGAGUCAUAGAUUUCUUUGAGAGUCUAAAAAUAGCCAUGACUCUUCUCCUUAGAAAAAUGCACAUUGUACUAACAAAACUUUGCCUUUGUGAACCCCUCAUUAAAAAUGUAUGCUUUAUGAAGGCUUUUAUACAUAUAAAUAAUUUAACUUUCCUGGGUGGUAGUUAAAAAUGUAGUAUAUACUCACUCUUCCCUAAUUUCAUGUAUAAGCAAUUUUGUACAUCAUACUGUCUCUAAGGACUUCACCAUUAGUGGGAGUUCUAUGUGAAUUAGGAAGGCUUAAUUCUUUUCUUUUGUUAAUAUAACGUAGUGUUACCAGGUGUGAUAAUAGGUACCUAUGAUAGAAACUUGCUCAAAGUAAGUGCUAGAUAAUUCUUUGUUGAAUAAAUGAAUAUGUGACUUUGAGUUCAAACGCCUUCAUUUUAAUAAUACUUUAUGGAUGUUUAUUUAUUUAUUUUGAGAGAGAGACAGAGCGUGAGCAGGGGAGGGGCAGAGAGAGAGGGAGACCGAGGAUCUGAAGUGGACUCUGUGCUGACAGCAUAGAGCCUGAUGCGGGACUCAAAUUCUCCAGCCAAACUGUGAGAUCACGACCUUAGCUGAAGUCAGAUGUUUAACCGACUGAGCUGCCCAAGGGCCUGGGUAGUUUUUAAGGUUAAGGAUUGGGGAGUGGCUUAUUUGCUUGGUUCUAGCUCAGGGAUUUUUGUGAGGCUGCAGUCCCCUGAAGGCUUGAUUACGGCUAGGGGGUAGGGGGGAAGGGUCUGUCUUCUAGAUAGCUCAGACACAAGACUGUUGGCAAGAUGCCCUGUUUUCUUGCCUGAAAGGCCUCUCUGCAUAGUUACUUGAGUGUACUUAUGACAUGGUGGUUGGCUUCCUUGGAGAGAGUGACCCAAGAGGACGAGAUCAAGCAAACAGUUUCUGAAGUUCUACAUCAUCACUUGAGUUUUAUACUAUUUGUUAUAAGUGAGUCAUUAAGUCCAGCCCACACACAAAGGGAGAGGGGAAUUAGGUUCCACCUUUUGAAGGGAGGAAUAUAAACUAAUUUUCAGACAAGAAAGAAAAUGGACAGGUACUAAAUGCAUUGUAACAGAUAAGAAGGCCUUGUUACUUUGGUGCUUGGGUAGCGUUUGAGAGUAAGGGCUCUUAGAGUCAGUGUUUGGGUUCAAAUCCUGGCCCUGCCUCCCAUUAACUCGAUGACCUUGCUCACGGAACCUUAGAUCCACAUCUAUAAAAUGAGCACAAUGGUAAUAUACAUUUCACAGAAAUGUAGAGAGGAAUAUAUGAAAAAAGUGAAGGUAAAGCAUUUAGCAUAGUAGCUUUUAUUUUCAGAGUCCGAAGUGCUAACCAUUACACCAUGGAACUACUAGCUUUUAUUUCAACAAGAGUUAGCUAUUUAUCGGGGGCCUGGGGCUUCUGGGUGGCUCAGUUGGUUAAGCAUCCAACUUCAGCUCAGGUCAUGAUGUCCGUGGUUGUGAGUUCAAGCCCUGCAGCAGGCUGUCAGGCUCUGUGCUGACAACUUACAGCUCGGAGCCUGGAGCCUGCUUUAGAUUCUGUCCCUCUCUCUCUCUCUCUCUCUCUCUUUAAUAUAAAAAAUAAACAUUAAAAAAUUUUUACAAAAAAAGAGUUAGCUAUUUAUCUUUUUUCCCUUGCUAAUAUAGAGCAGUAACUUUAGUAUAGGAGAUACCUUUCUGUAAUGUUAUUAGCAGAAUGUGAAUUUGCUCUAAAGUGUCUACCAUGCUAACCUAUCUAUUCUUACUCAGUUUUUUAUUCUGCUUAUUAAUACCUGCUUAAUCUUGAAGACUUGAGAAAUGCAGAUGAAUGUGUGUGAAUGUGUGUGUAUACUAUACACGUAUACAUAUUAUAUAUACAUACAUUCACAUGUACUACAUGGUUUGGGUCAUAUUGUGUGGAACAAAUACAUAUGUAAUUAAAUCUUGGCACAUUUAUAUUUUUACUAUUUUACUGUGUUGUUAAAAAUUCUUCAAACGUGGCUCAGUUGGUUAGGUAUCUGGCUCUUGAUUUCGGCUCAGGUUAUGAUCUCAUGGUUUAUGAGUCCAAGCCCUGCAACAGGCUCCGAGCUGACAGUGUGGAGAGCCUGCUUGGGAUUCUGUCUCCUUCCCUCUCUCUGCCCCUCCUGCGCACGCUCUCUGUCUCUCUCUCUCUCUCUCUCAAAAUAAGUAAACUUUAAAAAAAAAGUACUAAAUUUUAAAAAGAAAAUAAUAAAAAAAUAAAAAAUAAAAAACAAAUGGACCAAAAAUAGUUAAGUGUUGGCAAAGAUGUGGAGAAACUAGAACCUUCAUACAGUGCUGGUUUGGGAAUGUAAAAUGGUACAGUCACCAGGAAAAACAGCUUGACAAUUCCUUAAAAAAAAAAAAAUUCUUCAAAUCAUUUUUAAUGGAGCAAUCAAUCCAUUGAGUGUCUUCCAUUUCUUCAGGCUAGGCCCUGGAAAUGAAACUCCUGGGUCAGAAUACAUGAACCUCUUUUAGAUUCUUGAUAUAUAAUGCCACACUGCUUUCCUGAAAGUUUGUACCAAUUUAUAUUUCCAGCAGCAGCUUUUCCUUACUUGCUAUUUCCAAUAUAGUAUUUUUAGUUUGCAAAAAAUAUUGGUGGCUCUUGAAAGUCUGGUUUCAGUAGCAAGGCAGAAUUGCAUUAAAGCCCAAGGAAUUGUGUUUUUACAAGAACUUUAAAUAUGUAGGAAUACUUUCCAGUCUUUCUGAAUUGAUUUCUGUUGUUACACACACACACACACACACACACACACACACACACACACACACACACAGGAAUACUGUGAAGUAUUAGGUAGGAAUACAUACAGCUUCUCUUCUCUUGGAACUUAAAAUAUAAGGCGAGGUAAAUACAUAUAAUUAAGAUGUACAAAGAGUAAAAUAAACGCUAUUGACUUCUUCAGAUAUAUCUCAGGAUGCAAAUCGUGAGGUAAAAGUUAUAUAUCAUACUUCAAACUGACUCUUUUGUUGUGUAUUCCUCCUUGAGCCCAAGUUAACCUGUUGCCUCCAGAAAAAAUAAGCUUCUCUUUCUUUUUAAAUACAUGAAAAACUACUGAUUGAUAGGAGUAGACAUUCAAAUUUAUUAUCAAUUUCAGUGAUUUGCCUAAAGCCAGGAAUUGCUUCUUGGUUUUCCUUAUCAUCCCCCACCUGGAAACUGUCUCAGUUUAAGAUGCUGCUUAUCAGUAGAUGAUCCUUGUUUUAAAUUGACUAGAGAUUUAAAAAGCUACCACUCAUAUAGUCCCUUUUGUCCAACAGGUGAAAGUUUACCUAAUGCAAGAAAGAUCCUUAUUGAGUUUAAGGGGAGUUGUACUCUGGAAAUGGCAUAUAAGUUCUUUUAUGGGAGGGUGGGUAUCAUGGUGGAAGGGCUAGGACAAAGCUCCAAGAGAAUAAAUGAGUAUAUAAAUGAAAAAAAAAAAAAAAAGUCAUGGGCUAUGCAAGUCUAUUCUAAAAUUGCACUGACAUGUUGGGCAAACUUUUGCCAAAUAUUGCAUUAAUAUUACCACUGGAAAACUUUUUUUCCCCUCGGAUUAUCAGCACAGUUCAUUCGAUUCAGAUCAUAAAAAUUGUACCUUAAAUUUGUAACUGCCAAAUUUUUUUUUGGUGUGUAUUUAGCCAAUACUUAUUGAGCACUUACUCUGUAGGAGGCACUGUUUUAUGUAAAUUUUAUGUAGAAACAACUUAAGGGCAACAUUUUGUUUCAAACUUAGGUUCUGAAAUUUUGAAACCAGGGAAGCAUUUUUUGUUGUUGUUUUAAUGAAGAUUCAUCUGAGUCAUUUUAUUGGUUUGAUUUUGUGUUGUCAAUAAAUUUAAAAUCACUAAAUGGCAAUUUAUCUCGCUCUUCUAUUGUAUUUUAGCAUGUACUUAUUUGUUUCUAUGAAAAAGAUUUUUAAAAGUAGAUGAUACAAAUGAAUACGUUUGUUUCCAAAUGAACCAAACAGAAAUGAAAGGGUAAGAAGAGAAUUUCAUGACUAGCAAAUUGGGGAAGGAUAAUCUAAUCUCCCAGAGGUUGGCAAAUUCUGUUGUUUACUAAUAAAUACCUGUUUAGUGUGCUCUUUAACACUGCUGUAGAGGAAAAAAGACGAAGCCAGCCUCUUAAAGUAGUUGUAAACGACUUAACUUUCCAAGUAAAGCUUUUAGAAUAUUUUGUAGGUAUGCCUUUUUUGUUGUUGGUAUUCCUGUUUUAAAGUGCAGCUUUUUGAAGUGGACGGGUUACAUGUUGCAUAAGCUUUGAAACGGCCAAAACAAGUUAAAUAGCCACCUUUAUUUACAGCUGUUGGACUAGGUAUUAGAUCUCUUCCAGGAAGAAAAUUUGAUUAAUGGCUUUUUUCCAAAGUGGGGACAAUUGCAGACUUUUCUUCCGCAGAGCGUGAAAUGUGCCUCUUCCUGCCGACGGGCCUUGUCCUAGCCGCGGCUACCGGGGCGGUUUCCAGCCUCAGGUGUCUCUCGCCGUGGGCCGCGGCCGCUCUCCGGGGCGGGCGUCCGGGACUUCCUGUCUGAACGCGGGGCGGAAGGAUCGCGUUGCCAGCCGAGGCGGCCGCCGCCGCCGCCGCCGCCCCUGCCGUUAGGUGGUGGGGUUUCUCAGCCCCGCGGCGGGAGGCGGGCCGGCCUCGGCUUCCUGUCGGAGGACGCGCAAGGAUCCGGGCGUCUGAGUGUGUGCGAGUGCGUGAGUGUGUGUCGGUCGCACGGCGUGUAUCUCCGGCCGUGGGUUCCGCCUCCUCCCCUGCUGCCGCUGCUCACGGUGUAAGUCAAUGUGAAGCAGCAGCUCCAGCCCCGGGAUAAACAUGGCGACGUCUCUGCAUGAGGGACCCACGAACCAGCUGGAUCUGCUCAUCCGGGCUGUGGAAGCAUCAGUUCAUAGCAGUAAUGCACACUGUACAGAUAAGACCAUUGAAGCUGCUGAAGCCCUGCUUCAUAUGGAAUCUCCUACCUGCUUAAGGGAUUCAAGAAGUCCUGUGGAAGUGUUUGUCCCUCCUUGUGUAUCAACUCCAGAAUUUAUCCAUGCUGCUAUGAGGCCAGAUGUCAUUACAGAAACCGUAGUGGAGGUGUCAACUGAAGAAUCCGAACCAAUGGAUACCUCUCCUAUUCCCACAUCACCAGACAGCCAUGAACCAAUGAAAAAGAAAAAAGCUGAAAGGGCUUCGCAGAUUACCACAUCCUCUGCAAUAGUUGGCCGUAAACCAAAGACCCAGCAAUCACCAAUUUCCAAUGGGUCUCCUGAGUUAGGUAUAAAGAAGAAACCCAGAGAAGGCAAAGGAAACACAACCUAUUUGUGGGAGUUUCUCUUAGAUCUACUUCAAGAUAAAAAUACUUGUCCUCGGUAUAUUAAGUGGACUCAGAGAGAAAAAGGCAUAUUCAAGCUUGUGGAUUCCAAGGCUGUCUCUAAGCUUUGGGGGAAGCAUAAGAAUAAGCCAGAUAUGAACUAUGAAACUAUGGGACGAGCUCUGAGAUAUUAUUACCAAAGGGGUAUUCUUGCAAAGGUUGAAGGACAGAGGCUUGUGUAUCAGUUCAAGGAUAUGCCCAAAAACAUAGUGGUCAUAGACGACGACAAAAGUGAAACUUGUAAUGAAGACUUAGCAGCAGCUACUGAUGAAAAAUCAUUAGAACGAGUGUCACUGUCUGCAGAAAGUCUCCUAAAAGCAGCAACCUCUGUUCGUGGUGGAAAAAACUCCUCUCUAAACUGCUCCAGAGCAGAGAAGGGUGUAGCUAGAGUUGUGAAUAUCACUUCCCCUGGUCACGAUGCUCCAUCCAGGUCCCCUACUACUACCACAUCUGUGUCAGCAACGGCAGCUCCAAGGACAGUUCGUGUCGCAAUGCAAGUACCUGUUGUAAUGACAUCGUUGGGUCAGAAAAUUUCAACUGUGGCAGUUCAGUCAGUUAAUGCAGGUGCACCGUUAAUAACCAGCACUAGUCCAACAACAGCAACCUCUCCAAAGGUAGUUAUUCAGACAAUCCCUACUGUGAUGCCAGCCUCUUCUGAAAAUGGAGACAAAAUCACCAUGCAGCCUGCCAAAAUUAUUACCAUCCCAGCUACACAACUUGCACAGUGUCAACUUCAGACAAAGUCAAAUCUGACUGGAUCGGGAAGCAUUAACAUUGUUGGAACCCCGCUGGCUGUGAGAGCACUUACUCCUGUUUCCAUAGCCCAUGGUACACCUGUAAUGAGACUAUCGGUGCCUACUCAGCAGGCAUCUGGCCAGACUCCUCCCCGAGUUAUCAGUGCGGUCAUAAAAGGGCCAGAGGUAAAAUCAGAAGCAGUGGCAAAAAAGCAGGAACAUGACGUGAAAACUUUGCAGCUGGUACAAGAAGAAAAACCAGCAGAUGGAAAUAAGACAGUGACCCACGUAGUGGUUGUCAGUGCACCUUCAGCUAUUGCCCUUCCCGUAACUAUGAAAACGGAAGGACUAGUGACGUGUGAGAAAUAAAAUAGCAGCCCUACCACGGACUUAAGACUGUUAGUGAUAGUACUAACAUAAAUACUUGCAAGGGAGGUCAUCAAGAAGAGUCAAAAGAAGACUUUAAAACAUUUUUAAUGCAUAUAAGAAAACAAUCAAACUUACUGGAAGUAAAUUACCUAUCCCAUGUUUCAGUGGGAAAUGAACUACAUACGGAGAUGCUGACAGAAAACUGCCUCUUACAGUAGGAAACAACUGAACCCAUCAAUAAGGAAAAGGAUUGAAAAGGGACCAAGCAACUCACUACAAUAUCAAGUUACACUAAGACUUGGAACACUAACAUUCUGUAAGAGGUUAUAUAGUUUUCAGUGGGGAGGGGUUGGGAUGGGUGAUCUCAUUGUUACAUACAGCAAUUUUUGAUGCAUUUUAUAUGCAUACCAGCAAUUAUUACUGUGUUCACACAGAACUCACUUAACUGGUGCUACGUGAAGACUGCUAAUAUAGGUAUUUUAGAAUGUGAAUUGAAAAUGGAUCCAAAAGCUUUUCAGAAAGAUAGCAAAAAAGAUCUAGUGCGAUUUUUUUUUUUAUAUCAUAUAGCUUAAGCUGAUUUAAAACAAAGGCCUUAGACUAAUUUUCAGUUUUCUUUAUCGAAAUAAGCUAAUGGCUUGUUUGUGUAAAGCUUUUUUAUUAAAAGAAAAAUUUUAAAAAUCUUGUACCUAGCACAGUAUUGUUAUAGAAUUUACAUGUAACAUUUUAUAUGGUAGUUUAAGUCUGUCAGUUUCCUAAUUGUGGACAAAUUAACAGUUGCUCUGGCCUUUUGCUGUAACCUGCCUGUGUCACUCACUUAGCCCUGGCAUCUGUGCAGACAUAUCAGUUCCAGUUCUACUGUCACUUGGAAGUUCAGGCUCAGCAUGAAUUUUUGUCAGGUAGCUCUAAUACCUGGUGUUUUUGUUUUUUUCCUUCCUUCCUUUCUUUUCUUUCUUUCUUUCUUUUUUUUUAGUUGAAGUUUAAGAGGGAAAGUACCAGUGUUCAGAUUUGAACUAUAAUAGUUUGUAUAUUCAACAUUUGAAGUAUAUUCUAUUUUGUUGUACUCUUGUUUCAAAGUGUAUUCAAGUAGGUUUUCUGAAAUAUAGAAAUGAAAUUUAUGUUGUGGUUUGGUGUCUGGUGAUAUUUAUAAUAUUCAAAAGCUAGUAUAGAGACACUGUUUUAGUUAAGUAGUAGAAGUCUUAUUUCUCCUUCCCAACUACCGUGUGAAGAAAUAUUCCUUCUGUUUUGUUUCAUUACAUUAAUAUUUGCAAGUAUCUGCAUGUUGCCACUUAAUUUCUAAUUACUGUCAUGAACUAUAAUGUUCUACUUACCGUGAUGAGUUUAUUAUUUUAAUGUUGGCCACACGUAAAGAAUUUCUAUUUCAAAUCAGACCAGUUAUUUCUCAAACAGACCUUUUGAGGGUUAGGAUGAACAAGUAAUAUUCUUGCCCUUUUGCAAAUUAGGAAAUGGAGGUAGGUACCAGAGGGAUUACAGGAGUUUCCUAAUUUCACACCAAACUAGGUCCUAGGACUCCACAUCUUCAUGUUCUUUCUACUACAAAGAAAAGUUGUCUAUUUUUACAUCUUUUAGAAAUUUAAAUAAACUGAUACUUAAUAUUU
Leopardus geoffroyi (Geoffroy's cat) is the source of this 9173-nucleotide messenger RNA. RefSeq names its product E74 like ETS transcription factor 2 (gene ELF2). Gene Ontology annotation, molecular function: sequence-specific DNA binding; DNA-binding transcription factor activity, RNA polymerase II-specific. The transcript has 8 exons. The record is from RefSeq and is a predicted model, not a curated record. Gene Ontology annotation, biological process: regulation of transcription by RNA polymerase II; cell differentiation. NCBI's taxonomy places the organism in Eukaryota, Metazoa, Chordata, Mammalia, Carnivora, Felidae. Bases 5917 to 7557 code for a protein of 546 amino acids. Gene Ontology annotation, cellular component: nucleus.